AUCAGUUAUUUUAUACUUUAUUUUACUUUAGAAUGACACAACAACUGCAGAGCCUAAACGGGACCUCUGACCAACACAGUCAAAUUAGAUGAUAACUUUUUUUUUCUUUAGCAGUCUAUUUUAAAGUAGAGCCACUGUUAUGGCUAAUGCUAAAGCUAGCAUAGACCAGAAAGUGCUGCAGUACGAAAACUUCAUAAAUGAAGUACUCCGGAGAGACUUGCAGAAGAUUUUGGAGCAGCGGGACUCUGUUUAUGAGAAACUCUCGCAAUACAUGCAGCUCAAGAACACGCUUCAGAGUCUCCAGGAGGAGGGAUCAAAGCAUCUCAAGACUGAUGUGGAUCUAGGGUGUAAUUUCUACGUUGAAGCCCAAAUCGAGGAUGCGUCCAGGGUCUUUGUUGCUGUGGGAUAUGGAUUUUUUGUGGAAAUGACCCAUGAUGAAGCGCUGAGGUUUAUUGAGAAGAAGACUGCUCAACUCACACAAUUCACUGAACAGCUCACCAAGGACUCUGCCAAAAUCAAAGCUCACAUCCGCUUGGUUUUAGAGGGUCUGAGAGAGCUGCAGGGCUUCAGUGAUUUGCCUGAGUCCCGAAGCAGAGACCUCUUCUGAGAUGAACUGUCCAUAAUGACAUGCCUUCAUAUAAAGGUGCAAUAUGUGACUUUGUUAGCGGAGGGUCAGCCGUAUGCUUGUCUCCAAAAAAUAAGAAAUUUAAGUGUUAAAUUCUGAAUGAAAUAAGUCUGAAACAUCUACCACUGGAAAACACAGAGAACUAAUUACUGCUCUUUUGUGACUGUUUUGUAUGUCUUAUGGUAUAAAAACAUUUUGAGUAAGUUAAAUUACAAAAUCGCCAUUAUUUCAAGAUUUCU
Periophthalmus magnuspinnatus is the source of this 864-nucleotide messenger RNA. RefSeq names its product ubiquitously-expressed, prefoldin-like chaperone (gene uxt). Lineage: Eukaryota; Metazoa; Chordata; Actinopteri; Gobiiformes; Gobiidae. The coding region runs from base 140 to 607 and encodes 155 amino acids. The record is from RefSeq and is a predicted model, not a curated record. The transcript has 6 exons. Gene Ontology annotation, biological process: negative regulation of transcription by RNA polymerase II. Gene Ontology annotation, molecular function: transcription corepressor activity.